This is a messenger RNA of Lotus japonicus, 426 nucleotides long. RefSeq names its product protein MAIN-LIKE 2-like. The transcript has a single exon. Bases 1 to 426 code for a protein of 141 amino acids. The record is from RefSeq and is a predicted model, not a curated record. NCBI's taxonomy places the organism in Eukaryota, Viridiplantae, Streptophyta, Magnoliopsida, Fabales, Fabaceae. Gene Ontology annotation, biological process: meristem development; meristem maintenance.
AUGUCGUUUGGAGAGUGCACCAUCACUCUUCAAGAUGUUGUCGUUCAGUUGGGACUAAAUAUUGAUGGGCAACCUGUUACCGGGGUGACAUGGUGUGACUGGUCCGAUCACGUUAUUCGUGCGCUAGGAGUAAUUCCACCGCAACGUGAUAUUAGAGGAAGCUGUUUAAACUUGAGAUGGUUAAAUGAACGUUUUAAUUUUCAGGAACUAGGUGCACUUGAGUCGGAGGAAGCGCAAUUUGCUGCAAGAGCACUCAUUUUGCACCUAAUUGUCACUUUCUUAUUACCCGAACACACAGGAUCUUUUGGGCCUCUAAGAUAUCUACUACUAAUAGAGAAUUUAGCCUUGGCCUCCACGUACAGUUGGGGUUCAGUCGUGCUUGCAACUCUCUAUCAUGAGUUGUGCCAUGGAACCGGUUAUGAAUGA